Molecule: messenger RNA, 2112 nt
Organism: Camellia sinensis
Lineage: Eukaryota; Viridiplantae; Streptophyta; Magnoliopsida; Ericales; Theaceae
Source: RefSeq, a predicted model, not a curated record
AGUCCAUGCCACCCACCGUACCGUACUCUUAAAACCCUUCUUGAUCCUCUUCUCAGACUCCUCACUCACUUUCUUCCUCGUUUUACUGAUUUGGAGAUGCUUGGUGGGUCUCUCGUACUCUCCCCUCUAUUAUUCGGUUCCACAGGAGGUUAUAUUACGUGUGAUACUCCGUGGACAACCCUUUUGGAUUAAAUAAAUUAUGUAUGUUCUUCUUUGAAGUUGUUUGUUGACUUCUUUAGAAAGUGUUUCUGACUUCUUUCAACAGUUUGGUAUGGAAUGGUUGGUGAAUUGAACUUCAGACAUUUGGGCAUUCUGGUUUUCUAACCUUUUGAUAUCCAUCACUGAAUUGUAAUUACAAGAAUUGGGUUUUUCCGCUGUUGAUAAUGGCGACUUACAUACGUUGUCCUUUUCUGCCUUCUGAUACACGAAAUCCAGUUGCAAUGUUGGGCAUUCCUAGGAGAGUAAUGAAGGCUAGAGAUACUUGCCCAAAUACGAGUUUCCCUCAAUUUAAAUGUUCGAUGAACUCUCAGAGAGUUAGCCCAAAUCAGAGCAAAGACCCUUUUCUGAAUCUACACCCUGAAGUUUCGAUGCUCAGGAGUGAGGGAAGCGACACAGCUACUAGUUUAAGGAAGGAGAGCUUCAGUGGAAGUAGCACUGAGAGCUUGAGAGAAUCCUCUAUUCUAAGUAACUACAACGAAGCCAAGAUCAAAGUUGUUGGCAUUGGAGGUGGUGGCUCGAAUGCUGUCAAUAGAAUGAUUCAGAGUUCUAUGCAGGGUGUGGAGUUUUGGAUUGUCAACACUGAUGUUCAAGCCAUGAGGAUGUCGCCUGUGUCUGCUGCAAGUCAACUACAAAUUGGACUGGAACUAACCAGGGGUCUUGGUGCUGGUGGGAACCCUGAAAUUGGCAUGAAUGCUGCAAACGAAAGCAAAGCAGCAAUAGAGGAGGCAGUUUCUGGUGCUGACAUGGUCUUCGUAACAGCUGGAAUGGGCGGGGGAACUGGCACUGGUGGGGCUCCAGUAAUUGCAGGAAUUGCGAAGUCAAUGGGUAUUUUAACUGUUGGCAUUGUCACAACUCCAUUCUCUUUUGAGGGACGAAGGCGUGCUGUUCAAGCUCAGGAAGGAAUCGCAGCUUUGAGAGACAAUGUUGACACACUGAUUGUUAUUCCAAAUGACAAGUUGUUGACUGCUGUUUCACAAUCUACUCCAGUAACUGAAGCAUUUAAUUUGGCUGAUGAUAUACUUCGACAAGGGGUUCGUGGUAUCUCUGAUAUAAUAACGGUCCCAGGUUUGGUUAAUGUUGACUUUGCAGACGUGCGAGCUAUCAUGGAAAAUGCAGGGUCAUCUCUAAUGGGAAUAGGAACUGCAACUGGCAAGACCAGGGCAAGAGAUGCUGCAUUGAAUGCCAUUCAAUCACCUUUAUUAGAUAUUGGUAUAGAAAGAGCUACUGGGAUAGUCUGGAACAUAACUGGAGGAAGCGAUCUCACUCUAUAUGAGGUAAAUGCUGCAGCGGAGGUUAUAUAUGACCUUGUAGAUCCAAAUGCAAACUUAAUAUUUGGAGCAGUGAUAGAUCAAUCACUAAGCGGCCAAGUCAGCAUAACUCUGAUUGCCACUGGAUUCAAACGUCAAGAGGAAUCUGAAGGAAGGGACAUCAACCUGGGAAUCAAUAGACGUCAAUCUUUCACUGACGGCGGCUCAGUGGAGAUCCCUGAAUUCCUAAGGAAGAAAGGUCGUUCUCGCUAUCCUCAAGCUUGACAUUUCUCCCACCAAGCUCUAGUUCCAUCUUGGAGAUUAAGAUUCCGCCUUGUUAAAGAUGCAGUCUUUUCAGGUUUUUUAGUUUGUUUGUUGCGAAACUGCGAGUUUUCAUAGUAAAUAAAUGUAGUCCUUUCUUUAUCCGUUUGGUUUUAGAGGGAAACAAUUCCUGCUUGAGAGAUAUCAAAGUGCACUAAAGUGCUUGAUUGCAAUAUUUUCAUGGUUGUUGCCUGACAAUGUAUAUAUAGUUUUGUUUUAAUUUGCUACUAGUGCACUACAAGAAUGCUACUUGGGCACAAAUUUAUGAAUAAGUCCAGAAAUCAGUUACAAAACCGGAUAGAUGGACAAGGAUUUUUUUGUUUUU